This is a messenger RNA of Scheffersomyces amazonensis, 1188 nucleotides long. RefSeq names its product alkene reductase. Gene Ontology annotation, molecular function: FMN binding; NADPH dehydrogenase activity. The transcript has a single exon. NCBI's taxonomy places the organism in Eukaryota, Fungi, Ascomycota, Pichiomycetes, Serinales, Debaryomycetaceae. Bases 1 to 1188 code for a protein of 395 amino acids. The record is from RefSeq and is a predicted model, not a curated record.
AUGACUAUUACUAAUUUAAAAUCUUCAAAUUUAUUUAAACCACUUCAAGUUGGUAAUGUACUUUUGAAAAAUAGAGUGGCUCAUUUACCAACUACUAGAGCUAGAUCUACACCUGAACAUGUUCCAACUGAUUUACAAUUAACUUAUUAUACUGAUAGAGCUGUUUCUCCUGGUACUUUAUUAGUUACUGAAGCAACUUUUGUUUCGGAAGGUUUAGGUUUAUAUGCUAAUAUUCCUGGAAUCUGGAAUGAAAAACAAGUUCAAGCUUGGAAAAAAAUUACUGAUUCUGUUCAUGAAGCUGGAAGUUUUAUUUCAAAUCAAUUAUGGUCUUUAGGUAGAGUUGGUGAUCCUGCUUUAUUAAAAGAAAGAGGACUUCCUUUAGUUGGUCCAUCUGCUAUUUACUAUAAUGAAAGAUCUCAAAAGGCUGCAGAAGAUGCUGGAAAUCAUAUUAGAGCUUUAACUGAAGAAGAAAUUCAUGAUAUUAUCUAUAAUCAAUUUCCAAAUGCUGUUAAAAAUGCCAUUAAAGCUGGUUUUGAUAUUGUUGAAAUCCAUUCUGCCAAUGGUUAUCUCUUGGAACAAUUCAUUCAACCUUCUUCAAAUCAAAGAACUGACAAGUAUGGUGGAUCAAUUGAAAAUAGAACUAGAAUUGUUUUAGAAAUUAUUGAUAAUUUACUUAAAGAAGGUAUCGAUGCUAAGAAAUUAGCCAUUAGAUUAUCUCCUUUCAAUACUUUCCAAGGACUUUUAUCUGAAAAGGAAUCAGUUCAUCCAAUUGCAAGUUAUGCAUAUUUAUUAUCUGAAUUACAAAGAAGAGCUAAUGAUGGUAAUGAAUUGGCUUAUAUUUCUGUUGUUGAAAAUGAACCAACUGGUAAAGCCAAUGUUGAUUUCUUUACUCAAAUUUGGCAAGGUAAGAUUUUAAGAUCUUUUGCAUAUUCUAGUAGUACUGAUUUUACUAAUGUUGUAAAAGAUGUUGAAGCAAAUGAUCGUACUAUUAUUGGUUUUGGUAAACAUUUUAUUGCUAAUCCUGAUUUAGUUGAUAGAUUACAAAAUGGUUAUGAAUUAACACCUUUUGAUGUUUCUACAUUUUAUUCUUCAUCCAACUAUGGUUAUAACACUUAUACAAGUUAUAAUCAUAAAUUGGAUAUUGACGUUGAGGCUGAAAAGACUCAUAUUGGUAAAGCUUUAGCUUAA